UUGUGUAAAUAUAAAGUGCCAGAUUCCGAUGUACCUAUCGCCAUUGUGGUUGUUGUCCAGAACUCUCGUAAUAAAGAGCAGUAUCAGCAAGCCCAAAGCACAGUAGAAUGUUAUGCAGUACAUCACAAAUAUCAAUUUCAUUACGUGAACGUUGAAGAAAAUGGUGAUCUGUCCAAUUCUUGUCCACAGAAGGACUUUAUGUUUCAACGUCAUUGUGUAGUCGCUCGGUUGCUCAGUUCGUGGCGCGAGAAAUGGCUACUUUUCCUUGACGCUGAUAUGGCCGUUAUCAAUCCUAAUCAUCUAAUAGAAGAAUACAUUCCCACCGAUCCUAAUAUCUACAUAGUAUUUUAUAAUAGAAUAUUCAAUCACGAAGUUAUGGCCGGAUCCUAUUUACUUAGAAAUUCUGAGGUCUCUUAUAAAUUUUUGACUCACUGGAGCAAUUAUGAAUUUAAACUUCCCAGAAGUUUCCAUGGAUCGGAUAAUGGAGCUAUUCAUAGUGUCAUUGUUUCAUUUGAACUUCCUGAAAUGAACAGUUCUCGCAAAAAGUGCGAGAAAAUAUGGGCCAUUUCUAGAGAUUAUGAUUCCCUCUCAGUCUAUGAAGUAUGCAUGCAGUUAAUCCUGAAAGCAAAUAAAUUGAAUCAUAUACUAAUAUUAGAUAAGGGAUCUGGUUCGUGGGCUCGAGAUGGGUGGCUCACCAAUUCUGCAUGGUCCGAAAACGACUUUAUAUUGCACGGAUGGCAAAAGAGGCUGAUUCAAGUUGUGGAAUGGGCGCACGUCAGUAUGAAUGCUAGCUGCGUUAAGUACAGCCUAGGCGAGUGCGUCUUCUACGGAAUCUACAGUCUUAAUCGCUGUCUUAAAAAUUUGUAGAG
Messenger RNA from Strongylus vulgaris, 869 nucleotides. Lineage: Eukaryota; Metazoa; Nematoda; Chromadorea; Rhabditida; Strongylidae. The record is from the annotation of a GenBank genome assembly.